GCGUGCUUGUGGGGGCGGAAGACAGGCGUCAUUCCCUGGAACCUAGGGACUUCCUCUCUCUGCUUGUCUGGGUCAACUUGUCUGUCCAUUGCUGGCCCAUCUCUCUCUGGCCCCCUCUCUCACUCUCAGCAGCUGUCUCUCACAGGCCUGCCGCCCUGCCUUUUCUUUGCCUCCUGCUCCGCCUGCCUGGGUGGCCGCCAUGGGUCGGAAGCGGCUCAUCACUGACUCCUAUCCUGUUGUGAAGAAGAGGGAGGGGCCCCCUGGGCACAGCAAGGGAGAGCUGGCACCCGAGCUAGGGGAAGACACCCAGCCCCUCAGCCAGGAGGAAACAGAGCUGGAGCUGCUGAGGCAGUUUGACCUGGCCUGGCAGUAUGGGCCUUGUACAGGAAUCACAAGGCUGCAGCGCUGGCAUCGGGCAAAGCAGUUGGGCUUGAAGCCCCCCCUAGAGGUGUACCAAGUGUUGAAGACACACCCUGAAGACCCUCGCUUCCAAUGCAGCCUCUGGCAUCUCUACCCACUUUGAGGUAUCACCUAGGUUGUCCCGCUCUUGGCACUUCCUAGCCACCAAGAACUUCAGGACAGACAUCAUGGCCUGCUCUGCCCAUCCCGUCUUUGGAGAGACAGCAGGCUGACUUUGGAGGUCUUCCUGGUUCAGCUUCUUACUUGUCUAAACAACAGGCUGCUGAAGCUCCUGGGGACCUGUGAAGCCCAGUUCCUCCAAGUCCUAAUCAUGACCACCAGAUGCCUGCCACAUCCUCUCUGACCUAUGGUGUGGCAAGUCCAGCACAGUCUGGCAUAAAGCCAGAUGUAGGCAGAUAACCUAAAGGGCCCACCUUGGGCGUCUAGCUGCGGGUACAACUGGCUGAGUUCUUGAAUCAAAGAGCUCACUGAUGCUUACAAUAAAGUACAUUAAACCUGAAA
This is a messenger RNA of Mastomys coucha (southern multimammate mouse), 921 nucleotides long. It is a transcript of the gene Pold4, whose product is annotated as DNA polymerase delta 4, accessory subunit. The record is from RefSeq and is a predicted model, not a curated record. Gene Ontology annotation, cellular component: delta DNA polymerase complex. Gene Ontology annotation, biological process: DNA-templated DNA replication; DNA synthesis involved in DNA repair. The transcript has 4 exons. The coding region runs from base 200 to 523 and encodes 107 amino acids. Lineage: Eukaryota; Metazoa; Chordata; Mammalia; Rodentia; Muridae. Gene Ontology annotation, molecular function: DNA-directed DNA polymerase activity.